AACUCUGUCCUUUACCACAGUCAUGAGGUUCAAAUUCCCUCUCUUGGCCAUAGGCCUGGAAGUGGUUAUGAUUGUUUUAUUUGCAUUAUUUGUUGAAUACGAGACACAGCAGAAUGCGCCCCAGCAGAAUGCUUCCCAGCAAAAUGCUUCCCAGCAGGGUAACGCUUCAAGUCCAUCAAAGGAGGACCAAUAUUUUCAGUUGUAUCCCUUAUUCCAAGAUGUGCAUGUCAUGAUAUUUGCUGGGUUUGGCUUCCUCAUGACCUUCCUGAAGAAAUAUGGUUUCAGCGGUGUAGGUUUUAACCUCUUUCUUGCUGCUCUGGGCCUCCAAUGGGGUACGAUUAUGCAGGGCCUUCUUCACAGCAAUGGACAGAAAUUUCACCUUGGAAUCAGAGAUAUGAUAAAUGCAGACUUCAGUACAGCCACGGUUCUAAUUUCCUUUGGCGCUGUUCUGGGGAAAACGAGCCCCAUCCAAAUGUUGAUCAUGACAAUUCUGGAAAUUGCUGUGUUUGCUGGCAAUGAACAUCUUGUUAUCCAAGAAUUUGAGGCCACUGACACUGGAGCAUCAAUGACAAUCCAUGCCUUUGGAGCUUACUUUGGUUUAGCGGUAGCAGGAGUCUUAUACCGGCCUGCCCUCAGAGGUGAACACCCAAAUGAAGAAUCUGUGUACCACUCUGACUUGUUUGCCAUGAUCGGAACACUUUUCCUGUGGAUAUUUUGGCCCAGCUUUAAUUCAGCCAUUGCUGAUCAUGGAAAUAAUCAGUAUAGGGCCAUUGUCAACACAUACAUGUCCCUUGCUGCUUGUGUGAUCACAGCCUAUGCCUUUUCCAGUCUUGUUGAACGCCGAGGCAGGCUGGAUAUGGUACACAUUCAGAAUGCUACUCUAGCAGGAGGUGUCGCUGUGGGCACAUGUGCAGACAUGGAAAUCCCCCUAUAUGCUGCUAUGACCAUUGGAAGCAUUGCAGGGAUCAUCUCUGUGCUUGGAUACAAGUUCCUUACUCCACUGUUAGCUAAUAAACUGAGGAUCCAAGAUACAUGUGGGGUCCAUAACUUGCACGGCUUACCUGGAGUGUUUGGAGGCCUUGCCAGCAUUGUGGCCAUAAGCUGGGGGAAGUCUACAAAGUCUAUGGCUAUGCAGGCAGCAGCACUGGGAUCUUCCAUUGGCACAGCGAUUGUUGGAGGUUUGCUUACAGGUCUAAUUCUGAAGUUACCUGUCUGGAACCAGCCACCUGAUGAGUACUGCUAUGAUGAUUCUGUUUCUUGGAAGGUUCCCAAAUUCAGAGAACUUGAUAAUCGCUUCUUUCAACAUGUGAAUCACAACCACGUGGAACAUGAAGUCUAAAUACCGCUUCUAAACUCAGCAUCGUUGAAAUUACCAAGAAGAGUCGAGUUUAAAGAAACAAAAACUUAGUAUUCAGAAAAACAGGCAUGACAAUAGAUACAUUCCAGCCCCAAAUGGCCAGUGUAAAAAUGCCUUUAGAUUUGGUAUUAUUCCUUGAUAUUCAAAUGAUUUCUCAGUUGACAAGAAAUUGCUCAGAAAGCAGUCUAUCCCAGACCCUAAGAAUGACUUUACAAAUGGAUAGGUCAUACUGAGUAUUUGAUUGUAUUUUUGAUAUCUUGCAAAAGAGAUGAAUCAUAGAAAUCAAUACUUCUUGAUCAUAUCAGACUUUACCCACUUUAUAGAUCAGUUUAUAUUGUGGCAUCUUUGUGCCUGUAUGUCAUACACCUAACCACUGCACAUCCCUACCCACUGCAGUCCCUCAUGAUUCCUCACUCCCUCCAGCUGGAUCCCUUUCUUCUCCCAGUUAGAUAUUACUUGUUUUAUCACAUGCAUUCUAUCCACAACCCUUUAGCUUCUUAAUGUACAUACCAUGUCUUCAGUUCCAAAGAGUGUAAGGCUGAAAUCAAAUGACACAUUAAAGAAUCCAUACUAGAAAAAUGAAAGAAAUCUAUGUAAAUAAAAACCAAUAUUAAUGUUCUAGUUAACAUGUUUUUAAAUCUUAAAAACAGUCAUAGUAAUGUUACACUGUUGUUUGCAUAUUCUUAUUCUUGAUACCUUUUAUGGUUAUUAUUUGUAAUAGGAGUUUAAAAGCCAUCUGUGUAAAUUUUCAAAUGAUUAAAUGUUAUUAUAAAAUAA
Molecule: messenger RNA, 2134 nt
Organism: Grammomys surdaster
Lineage: Eukaryota; Metazoa; Chordata; Mammalia; Rodentia; Muridae
Gene: Rhag
Product: Rh associated glycoprotein
Exons: 10
Coding region: 23-1339 (438 amino acids)
Biological process (GO): ammonium homeostasis; ammonium transmembrane transport
Cellular component (GO): plasma membrane
Molecular function (GO): ammonium channel activity
Source: RefSeq, a predicted model, not a curated record